Molecule: messenger RNA, 800 nt
Organism: Lontra canadensis (Northern American river otter)
Lineage: Eukaryota; Metazoa; Chordata; Mammalia; Carnivora; Mustelidae
Product: adenylosuccinate lyase-like
Exons: 2
Coding region: 1-774 (257 amino acids)
Biological process (GO): 'de novo' AMP biosynthetic process
Cellular component (GO): cytosol
Molecular function (GO): (S)-2-(5-amino-1-(5-phospho-D-ribosyl)imidazole-4-carboxamido) succinate lyase (fumarate-forming) activity; N6-(1,2-dicarboxyethyl)AMP AMP-lyase (fumarate-forming) activity
Source: RefSeq, a predicted model, not a curated record
AUGAGGCAACAGUUGCAGGAGAUGCAGGUGAUGGGGGGAGAUUCGGAGAGCUGGCUUGACUUGUGCGAGGCAGAGUCAGAAAAUUACACUGGUACACGGUCUUUGCAGAAGAUUUGUACCGACACACGACUCCUGGCAAACCUCAAGGAGAUGGAGGAACCCUUCGAAAAACAGCAGAUUGGCUCAAGUGCGAUGCCAUACAAGCGGAACCCUAUGCGCUCAGAGCGGUGCUGCAGCCUCGCCCGUCACCUGAUGACCCUUAUCAUGAACCCGCCGCAGACGGCAUCUACGCCGUGGUUUGAGCGCACACUGGAUGAUAGUGCCAAUCGCCGUAUCCGUUUGGCUGAGGCAUUUCUCACUGCAGAUCCGACACUGAAUACGCUGCACAACAUUUCUGAAGGAUUGGUGCUGUCCCCUAAAGCAACUGAACGACGCAUUCGGCAAGAGCUGCCUUUCAUGGCCACAGAGAACAUCAUCAUGGCCGUGGUGAAAGCUGGGGGUAGGCGCCAGGAUUGCCAUGAGAAAAUCAGAGUGCUUUCCCAGCAGACAGCUGCUGUGGUCAAGCAGGAAGGGGGUGACAGUGACCUCAUAGAGCGAAUCCAGGCCGAUGCCUACUUCAGUCCCAUUCACUCCCAGUUGGACCAUCUACUGGAUCCUUCUUCGUUUAUGGGUCGUGCAUCCCAACAGGCGCAGAGAUUCUUAGAAGAGGAGGUAUAUCCCCUGCUGAAACCAUAUGAAAGUGUAAUGAAGGUGAAAGCAGAAUUAUGUCUGUAGCAUUGGAAAAAAUUCAACAAGAAGUC